Messenger RNA from Antechinus flavipes (yellow-footed antechinus), 7791 nucleotides. RefSeq names its product microtubule associated protein 10 (gene MAP10). Gene Ontology annotation, biological process: cytoplasmic microtubule organization; positive regulation of cytokinesis; mitotic spindle midzone assembly. Gene Ontology annotation, cellular component: cytoplasmic microtubule; centrosome; mitotic spindle pole. The record is from RefSeq and is a predicted model, not a curated record. Gene Ontology annotation, molecular function: microtubule binding. Lineage: Eukaryota; Metazoa; Chordata; Mammalia; Dasyuromorphia; Dasyuridae.
CCGAGUUCCGCUUCCCCUUCAGCCCGGAGGCGUCGUAAUCUCUCGGGGCAACGUGAUGGCGACGGUGAGUGAGGGUGCUUUUGAGCGGCUCUUCUCCUUGGAGCUGCUGGUGGAUUGGGUGCAUCUGGAAGCGCGGCUCCUACCGCCGCCGCCGUCGCUGCCGGAGGACGAGGAGGAGGCGCCCCCGCCCGGCUCCCUCCGCCUGGCCGUGGCCUUCCGCCUGCUGGACUUCCCCACGUUGCUGGUGUAUCCUCCGGGGGGCCCCGCCGCUCCUUCCCGCCAGCGCCGGCCCGGCUUGUUCUUCUUCGGCCGCGGCAAGUCCUGCCUCUUCCGCCUGGAUGCGGCCGUCCUGCAGCGUCUGCUGACCGUCUCCCCCCUCUACGCGCUGCUCCUGACGGUACCCCCCGGCAGCCCGACCCCAGCCCCGAAGCUCCUGGGCAGCUGUAGCAUUUCCCUGGCUCCUACCGCCCGAGCGCUCAUCCGAGAGGGGAAAGGGCUCACUGGCACGGGGCCCUCCCAGGGCCACCGAGGUCUUUACGUGCUGAGAGAUCUGAUGGGGGAACAGGUCGGGCAAAUCUACCUGGGCUACCGCUUGACCGAUUUGGGAAGCACUUUGCUGGGCCAUGUCCCCCCAAAGAUGCCCGGGCCCCCCCAGAGGGAGGAGAUUCCUGCUGGGGCUGGGGUGAGUGAGGUGGAGGAGAUAAGGACUAAGGAGAGGCGCCCUCCAGCUCCAGAGGAAAAGCAGCCGAUUACUCUAACACUCGAAAGCUUUGCUCAAGUGGAUCCAGAGGAUUUGGAAGAUUUAAAAGAACCAGAGGAGCAGGAAGAAGUGAUUGAGUUAGUUACCUACGAUAAAACUCAGCCAAAGCAACAGGAAUAUAUGAUUAAGACAGUUAAAACAAAAGAACUAGAGGAGCAGGAAGAAGUGAUUGAGUUAGUUACCUGCGAUAGAACUCAGCCAAAGAAACAAGAAUAUGUGAUUAAGACAGUUAAAACAAAAGAACUAGAGGAGCAGGAAGAAGUGAUUGAGUCAGUUACCUACGAUAAAACUCAGCCAAAGCAACAAGAACAUGUGAUUAAGACAGUUAAAACAAAAGAACUAGAGGAGCAGGAAGAAGUGAUUGAGUCAGUUACCUACGAUAGAACUCAGCCAAAGCAACAAGAAUAUGUGAUUAAGACAGUUAAAACAAAAGAACUAGAGGAGCAGGAAGAAGUGAUUGAGUCAGUUACCUACGAUAAAACUCAGCCAAAGCAACAGGAAUAUGUGAUUAAGACAGUUAAUACUCCCAGCAAAUACGAUAGGAGUGAUAUAGAUACUGAGUUGACAGAUUCUUCCCAGUCAGAGGUUAGAGAAAGUAUUAGUACAAAAAAUCAGGAAGUCACAGAGUUAGAAUUUGAAACAAAUAUAAUUUGCCCACCACCUCUCUAUUAUUCUCAUCUGGAACCAAAAAAGGUGCCACCAGCUAAAGGCAAAUUCAUAACUAUACCUCAAAUUGAUGUGCCUAGGGAAUCUAAUAAUGUGGUUCAGGAAGAAAAGGUUCCCUGUCCCUUGGUAAAGAACCAUGAUAUCCCAUCAAAUCAGAGUCAGACUGCCAUGACCCAAUCUCAGCCUAUCCAAGAUGGACUUUUUGACCAAGAUAAACUUGAGGCAAUAAGGCAUCUACCUCUAUUAAAUGCUUUAUUGGUUGAGUUAUCUUUAUUAUAUAACCAGCCACUUGCAGCUGCUACUAGUGUACACCCUCGCUUAGCCUGGUUAUACAGGACUGAGGAUGGGAAAGCCCCAGAACCCCCUGACAAUGCUCCUUGUAAAACUGAGGAAGUGGGAGACAAGUUUUUACCCAGGAAAAAAGAAGAGGGCCUAAGUCCUCCACUAUUAAGGAACCAGGUUGGACACAACCUCAGAAAAGGUGUAUGUUUUGAAAAAAGCAGGAACGGCCAAAAAAAAUUGGUUCCAAGGAGAAAGUUGUUUUAUGGCCUUACAAAUACACUCAAACUCCGUUUAAAGCAAACAAACCCAAACAUGUUAAUACUUCAUGAAAAAAGAGAACAGUAUAGAAAAAUGCAAACAGAAAUGCCAGAUACAGAAAAGCUUAAUAUUUUACCAUCUAAAGGAAAAAGCUUUACAGAGAAGCAUGGGAAGCCACAUACACUUUCCAGCAAUCUGUGUUUGGCUUCAGAUGUUCUUUUUCCUGAAAACAUUAAAACUUUAGAGCAAAAUGGGGUGGAAUCUGAAGGACAGAGCCCUGCAAAAGAAACUCAUGUUACUAGAACUGAAAAAGAGAGAAAUGUUGAAAUCAAAGCAAAUAAGAACUCUCGUAUAAAAAUGGCCAUGAUAAAGCCCAUUUUACCAGAAAAUGUCACUCCAACAAAUGUUUCAGAAAAAGUUAAGAAAGAAGUAAAAGUCAAUCUUCUAGAUAUUGAUGCAGAGAAUACCAGAAUAGACAAUAUUGUUACAGAUUUUAGUAAUGGAGCAAAUGAAACUGUGGGUUAUAAUUUUCAUCCACCUAAUUCAAAUGAUAGUAAACCAAGAAAAAAUAGUCAUUCUGAAAGCAUUCCAGAAAUGAAAUAUUCCGAUGACUUUACUAGUCCAUACUAUUCUGAAGAUUUUUCCAGUGCUGAUGAUACUUUUGGAAAUUCUAAACUUCAUGAUAGUAAUCCUGAACUGGAAGCAGAUAACCUCAGUUAUUCUUAUUUAAAUACUAAUUGUAAGUCUAGUGAAUCUAGAAUGUCUAGAAAAAGUCUUAAAAGUGAAAUGAAUUCUGUUCUUACCCCACCUUUUUCAGUUGGCUCACCAGUACAUUCGUAUAAAAAAUCUCAUCUUUCAAAGUCUGAGAGCAAAAGUCUAGUAGAUGUAAAUAGUAGCUCCAGCAGUGACCUUUCCUCAUAUUGGAGUGAAGGAAAGGAAAAACAGAAUGACCAAAAUGACAUUCAUAAUAAAGAAAUGAGGAAUAAUAAACCCAUCCAUGAUAGACUUAACUCAAAAACUGGCCAAAAAUCUUUAGAAAAAAGCCAGUCAUUAAGAACAUCUCAAGUGAGUUCUUAUUUGCCAUCUAAUUUAUCUGAACUAGAACUUAGUCCUCAAGGUAGCAUUGCUUCAGAUGAGCUUGAAGAAAAUGAUGAACUUGGCUCACUAGAUAUUUGCAAACAAUACAAGGACAUCUGUGAGUUAGUAAUAAAUAAGCUUCCUGGGUAUACAGUGUAAGAUUGGGGUUUUUCAUAUUUAACUUUUUAGGAAUAUAUAUAUAUAUACACAUAUUUAUAAGUUAUAAAUUUUUAUAAUUUACAUUGCUUAUUUUUAUACAUAAAUGAUGUGAAUGCAUUCAUUAUGAAAAUGCAAAAUAAAAUUUUGCUCAUGUGCCAUGCUUUUUUUUACUGUUCAAAAUCAGUAUUCCUCUAGAAGCAUUUUGCAGUAGGUGAUGAAACUAUUAUAAAUGCCUUAUAGUUUUCUGUUUUGUUCUGAUAAAGGUGCAAAUGCUUUAGAAAUUGGUUCUGAUAGACAAUCAAAGAAGUUGGGUAAAAAGCAAUGCUUAGGCUAGGGAAUCCUGUGGGGGGUGAUUUUAAAUUGUUAGAGGGAUUUUUUAUUAUGUAUUCAUUAUCUUGUUAAAGUUGCUGUUCAGAUGACUGUGAAUGACACAAAGACAGAUGUCCCUAAUUCCAAGGAGCUUGUGUCCCAGUAGAUGCCAUUACAAUUUAUGUAGAACACAGGUCUUAGGAAAAGGAAUAAAGAGUAAGAUUUUCUUGCUUCAAAUGAAAGAUAAAGCUACUAAAAAACGUGAGAAAAAGCAACAAGUGUUAGUGUUACUAACAUAAAAAUCCAUAAAUGAUUAUAAUUUUAUAUUUUUGUGUCAGUGGUGGAGGACAACAAAGCAAGGAACAAUUCUGAAGGAGGUGCCAUUUGAGAGGGGAGAGGAUAAAACAAAUCAUUAGCUCUGAAGGUUUUAGAGACAGACUAUUAUUAAAUCCAGAUAUAUGAACGAAAAUGUGGCCAUGAAUCAGAGAUAACAUAAAAAAUUAGAAUUUCUUAAGCUAUGAAGGAAAAAGAUUAAUGUUGAAGUUUUAAAAAUUACUAAAACAAAAUUGUUAAUUACAAUUUUAUGACUAAAUUUUGCACCAUACUUGUAUCAUUUUAAGUAGAGAGGAAUGAACAUGUAGCAGUUUUGGUGAACAAUUCUAGUACUGAUUCUACACAAAGUUGGACUCAGACACUCCAAGUGUAAGCCCUACCUCUGGUAUUUCUUGCAUGACUGGGUAAGCCAUAGGUUUGGAGAUUUAAAGCUAGAAAGGGAACAUUGGGCUUCAGUCUAGCCCCAUUAUUUUAUUCAUGAGGAAAUGGACACACUGAGAGGUUAAGUAAAUUGCCCAAUGACAAAUGUGUAUUAGUGAUAGAACUGAGAUUUGAAUUUGGGGCUAUUAAUUACAAAAGGGAUAUUAAUUAUGAAAGUGUUAUAUAUGUAUAAGGGGGAAAGGUUGACUGGACUGAUAGCAGGUUGCUCCAAUUACUGAUAAAGUCCAACUAAAUUUCAUUAGUGCCGGCUUAAAAAUCUUAAGUAAAUUUCCUAAGUGUCCAUGCCUAUAUAGUGCAGUGAAAUCAAACAUUUAGUCUUAACAUUUCCUUUCCUCAUAAUUGGAAAAGGAAGUGUUCAUUUCUCUCAACUCUUAGUCCUGCUCCCAAUAAUUUCCUUUCUCUUAAUGUUGUUUACAAGAAAAUGACUUUGAAAUAUUUCUAUUUGAAUCCAUGUUCUAUUAUCUAAUUAUGUGAUCUUGGAGGGAUAAGUCACUUAACCUUUAUGGGUUAUAGUAUCCUCUGAAAAAUGAAGCAGUUGCACUACAUGAGGUCCUAUAAAGAUACUCUAACUUAACCUUCCCAUUUUAUAUGGAAGUUACCAUUAAGGGCUGCUGUCUCCAAAUAACAAUUUAGCAGGGAAAGCAAAACCAAAAUAAUUAGUGAAUAAUAUAGAAUGCUGACUAAGUAGUAGUGUGUACAGAAUAUGUUCUGUAGUAGUUUAUCAGAACCGGGAAGUAGAUAUUUUAGGGAGGAGCGUAAUGUAAACUUUGUCUUAAAAAUGGUUAGGAAUUGCCUAUCUAGUCAUGUGAUAGAACUGUAAUAGUUAAUGAGAACGUUGAUUAGGUAGGUGCAUCUGUGCCAGCUAAUGAUGCUUGUUAUCAAUGGGGAGAGGUAGACUUAAAAAAAAAAAAAAAAAAAAAAAAACAGACCAAAUCCAGUAGCUCCAGAGUGUAGGAAGCAUUGCUCUCCAUUGACUGCCUCUCUCCACAGAAUACUUUGGAAUUCACCUAUGGAAUUAUUUUCCAAGCUUUAAUUCAACACAGCAAAUUGGUUGGUAGCCCUUGGUGUGGUCUUCUUGACACUUGACACCAUGUUCUCCCUAUUAUGUUAUAUGGACAGAUUUUUGGAUAAACAAUAGUUCACACUGGUUGUUCAUUAUGUUUUGCUUUGCAUUUUAUCUUUGAUGCUUUUCACUUCUAUUACCUUCCUGCUACCAGUUAUAAGCACAAGGUUGUGUAUUUGUGACUUGAGGAAAUGGAAGGUUACUAAAAGUUGUUGACUAGAGUAAUAGCCAAAAGUGGUAUUGAAGAACAAUUUGAUCAUGAUAAAAUAGUGUUUGAGAAAAACAAAUUUUAUUGAUAAGAUAACUGAUUUUAAAAUAUGAAACACUUUUUACUUGCUCUUUGUUUUCUGAUAAAAAUAAUAUUAUUCUCAUAAAAUAAAAAUUUUAUGUUAAGUAAUAGAAAUACACAAAUACAAUUCAGUUCAAAUUUAAGUUCCUACUAUGUUUAAUAAAUGACAUUAAAAUUAGUUCAAGUGGCCUAACAUUUCUCCCUUAAAUUUUUUUUCAAAAAGGUAUUCUGAAUUUUACAAAGUUCAGAAUAGAAUGACUUCAUGUACAAACUGGCAAUUAAUAAUAUAUGAAACAAUAGAAUUCUGCUUUAUUUAAAAUAUAUAAUAAAGGCAAUGUUAAUUUCAAAACUAAAAUAUUCAUGUUUCUGAAUAUAGUCUGAAUUCUAGUCUCUUAAUUCAGUUUUAGAAAUGCUUCAGUCUUUUUUAUUAUGGGGUGGGAAAAGGGAAACAAUUUUACUGGAUCUCUCCCACCUAACUACUAUACAAAAUAGGACAGGAAAAAAAAAAAAAACAACCCCUCUAAGUAGACAAGCAAAAGAAAUCUCAAAUAUUGGCAGUGUUCAAAAAUGUAUCUUGUUCUGCACUUUGAAACUAUGACCUGUCAGAUCAUCAUUAAUAUUUUAGAAAUUGGUCAUUUCAUUGAGCAAAUGUAAGUAUUUCAGAAAUGUUUUUUGAAGUUUCCACUUACUUCACUACAUAAAAAAAAAAAAAAAAAAAAAAAAAAAAAAAAAAGUAUUAACAGCAAUGUCUGCCAGUAUCAUUUAGAGAGUGCAGGUAACCAAUGAUCUUUCUGUCUUGUCCUUCUUAAUCCCCUUGUUCUUUGGAGAUCUAAACAGCAAUACCACAUUACAAUGAUGAGCUCAUUUUAAAACUGGGCCAAUAAAACUUCAGGUCUACCAGAUUCCCUCCCUUUAACAGAAAAAUUAGGCAUACAAUUACAGUUGCUCAGAACCCUCAAUUAGAAAAAAACUAAAGUUUAGCAAGGUUUUUGGUUCUUUGCCUAACCUCUGAUAUCUCUGUAGCUUUGGCAAAUUUUAUUUUAUCAGAAACCAGCAAAAAAAAAUGACUAUUAAUAGGCAUUGGGAGAAGUCAGGAAAAGAAGAAAUCUUUGCUUGUAACUGUGCAGACCGAGUUAGCGCCUUAGAAUCAGCUGGAGUCAGGAUAAGCAAAAGUCCUUGGUCUUUAUUCUUGGUCUCUAGGUACCCCUAGAGAAGGGAAUGGACACAGGAUCUCCAGGACCUUCCUUCUCUUCGUCUACCGCCAAAGUCACUCUGGCUUGUCUUACUCCACCCCCUAAUCCUUCCCACAAUUCUCUGUAUACACCAAAAGAUCAAACCGGCACAGAAUAGUGGGACGGGCCAUUUUCCAAGCAUAUGCUAAUAGAGUAUUCCAAUUGGUAAUUAGCCUUAAGUGCUCGGUUGUCCAACUUCAGUGCAUCACUUUAAGAGUUUCAGACUUGUGCAUGUAACUACAUGGGCAGCAGAUAUAGCUAAUGAUGGCAGUAUGAAUCUUCUGCCCAUAUAGGCCUGAAGGGCCUCUCAGUCUGAGCAGAAUACAUUUUGUAUUUAGGGAAGAGGCCAGGCCUUGUUCACAACAAGUUUACCUUUCUGAUUUAUUGAUUCAAAGAAGAUUCCUUCUCACUUCCCAGCCAAAUCUAUCCCACUGCCCUUGGUUCACUUUUGCCUUAGUGUAAGCCUCCAGGCUACUUCCAAGCCUUCCCUCUAAUAUAUAUCUUAACUCACCCUACUUGCAGCUUGCUGUAGAGGCUUCCCCUCUUAGGAAGUAUGCUUUUUAAACACGCCCUUCCCUAGCCUGAUCAUCUCCAUUCAGGACCUAUCCAGACUGCCCUUCUGGUGACUUGGGCCAGAUAGGAACCAUCAGCUGUCUUCCUUCAUAUGACUAGCACAUCCUAAGACCUUGUCUCUGCCCUCUAGGGCUGUCCUCAGACCCAGUGAUGGGAUCUAAUGAUCUCAGCCUUGCCAUCUACUUCACCACAGCCCCUAAGACUGCCAGAACUUUAUAUCGACUGCAGCUAAAUCAUUUUCUUAAUGUCUUGUCUCCCUCAAUUGUGUGAGCUUGAGGCAAGUAACUUUUACUUUUCUGUCCUUCGGGGCUUAGUAUGUUUCUUGACAAAUGUGAGUGCAUAAUAAAUG